UGUUUCUCAUAGAACCAAAGAAAGAAUGGAAAUGUUCGGCGAUUCCCUUUCAAGUUUCUCUCCCGUAGACUUCACCACCACAGACCCAAAUUAUCUCUUUUCUGAUUUCGAAUGGCUCGCCCAAAUGGUCAACGAGGCCACCGAUCCCAUUCAACAAUCAUCGUCGUCGUCGUCGUCCACCACCCCCAACACCAACCCCCAACCCCAAGAGGCAGGGGUCCGAAAGUGCACCCACUGCGCCUCCGAGAAGACGCCUCAGUGGAGAACUGGACCGCUGGGGCCCAAAACCCUCUGCAACGCUUGCGGGGUUCGCUUCAAGUCGGGUCGCCUCGUACCCGAAUAUCGACCCGCCGCCAGCCCGACUUUCGUCCUCUCUCAGCACUCUAACUCUCACCGCAAGGUCAUGGAGCUCCGUCGCCAGAAGCACCUCCUCCGCCAACAACUUUCCUGACUUGUCCCUUCUUUUUCUUUUCAUUACUCUGUCCAUUACUGUCCCAUGCAUUGCUCAAUAACAU
Messenger RNA from Abrus precatorius (Indian licorice), 515 nucleotides. RefSeq names its product GATA transcription factor 2-like. Lineage: Eukaryota; Viridiplantae; Streptophyta; Magnoliopsida; Fabales; Fabaceae. The coding region runs from base 26 to 451 and encodes 141 amino acids. The record is from RefSeq and is a predicted model, not a curated record. Gene Ontology annotation, biological process: regulation of DNA-templated transcription. The transcript has a single exon. Gene Ontology annotation, molecular function: zinc ion binding; sequence-specific DNA binding.